Nematostella vectensis (starlet sea anemone) is the source of this 2264-nucleotide messenger RNA. Its product is annotated as major facilitator superfamily domain-containing protein 1. The record is from RefSeq and is a predicted model, not a curated record. Gene Ontology annotation, molecular function: transmembrane transporter activity. The transcript is spliced from 17 exons. NCBI's taxonomy places the organism in Eukaryota, Metazoa, Cnidaria, Anthozoa, Actiniaria, Edwardsiidae. Gene Ontology annotation, biological process: transmembrane transport. Bases 34 to 1602 code for a protein of 522 amino acids. Gene Ontology annotation, cellular component: lysosome.
GAAUGCGCAGUAGUUCUCCUUUCACAAAUCAACAUGGCGGCCAAUUCGACUGAAAAAACUCCUCUAAUAAAUACUAAUUCUGCGUCUAGAGAAAAGCCAGAGGGAUGUGGAGCUUCCCUGUUAUGUGACCCACGUAGAGGGCUUCACAGAUAUGUCGUCCUUAUUUUUAUAUGUUUUCUAAGUUUCGGAGGUUACUAUUGCUAUGAUAAUCCUGCAGCAUUAGAGAAACACAUAGAGCAAGAUAUGGCAAAGGACACAAGUAAUUAUGUGUUACUUUAUUCACUAUAUUCAUAUCCCAAUGUCAUCCUGUGCUUCUUUGGUGGUUUCUUACUUGAUAGAGUCUUUGGUGUUAGACUGGGAACGUUGAUAUUCAGUGCAUUUGUUCUUGCUGGCCAGGUGGUUUUUGCCCUUGGGGCCUAUACACAUAACUGGACAAUUAUGUUAGUUGGAAGAUUUAUUUUCGGGCUUGGCGGUGAGAAUCUUGCUGUGGCUCAAAACACUUAUUCUGUAAACUGGUUCAGGGGAAAAGAGCUGAACAUGGUUUUUGGAUUACAACUGAGCUUUUCUAGAAUUGGAAGUACGAUCAAUAUGAAUGUGAACCACUUGAUCUAUACUGCCUUCUCAAAGAUGGGAGCAAAACCAUUACCAGGCUAUGAAGCGCUAGGCCUAACCCUUUUUGUUGGGGUUGGAGUCUGUCUCUUCUCCUUCAUAUGCGGCAUCUGUGUUGGUGUACUUGACAAGAGGAGUGCUAGAAUCCUACAAAAAGAUGAAGGCAAGACUGGUGAGAUGAUCCAGCUGAGGGAUGUCAAGGACUUUCCCCUCUCCCUCUGGCUUAUCUUCCUCAUAUGUGUGGCAUAUUACGUCGCUGUCUUCCCAUUUGUCGGCCUUGGGCUGGCUUUCUUCCAGGAGAAGUUUGACCUCACACCAGACACGGCAGGUGCUGUAAACAGCAUUGUUUUCAUCAUAUCUGCUGCCGCAUCUCCAGUUCUCGGCUUUAUGGUUGACAGGACAGGCAAAAAUGUCUUUUGGGUUUUGCUUGCCGUGGUACUCACACUCGUGGCUCAUGGCAUGGUCGCCUUCACUUUCUGGAAUCCUUUUGUAGCUAUGAGUGUUCUUGGAGUGGCAUACUCUUUACUGGCUUGUGCGCUGUGGCCUCUAGUAUCACUGGUUGUCCCAGGUCAUCAGCUCGGCACUGCUUAUGGAUUCAUGCAGUCAAUCCAGAACCUUGGCCUGGCUGUCAUCACCCAAGUUGCUGGAAUCAUCGUAGACAACAAUGGAUACCUUAUUUUGGAAAUCUUCUUCUGUGGAUGGCUAUGUGUCGCUCUAGUGGCCACACUUAUUCUCUAUCUUGCUGAUGCAGCUAAAGGUGGAAGCCUCAACUUGUCUACUUUUGAAAGAAAUAAGUUGGCUGAGGAAAGUCGAACUGCCUUGACUGCAUCUGGCGAAGAAGGACUAAAGGAUGACACUGGAGACAGUCAGAUUGUUCCACGGUCCGCUGCACAGCUCAGACUACGCUUUCUCUCAAGGGUUGGUCAGCAGUAUUUCCAGAUCCCAGAGACGUACAGAUCACAUCCGCUGGCCUUCCCUCACGUCCUGAAAUAGCACCGCGAGCUCAUCUGCGCAACAACAGUCAGCAAAUGUCUGCUUUCGCCAUAUCUUUCCAUUUGUUUCACGCGAGUUAGCAUCAAUAUAUGUUCGAUUUGAGGCUGUUGUAUAACGAUAUUGCUCGGGAGGGGAAGGGAGGGCGAGCAUGUAAUUAAUAUAAAGGGGGAGGUUUUUUUAUGACAUCAGAGAACCAUUAAUGGAAUUUUAGUUAUCAUAGGAAUAAAGUUGGAAUUUGAAGGCGAUGUCGGACUGGGAUUCUAUCCAAUUUAGGGAGAGGGGGUGAAUAGGUUUUCGGAUCGGUGAGUCCACGCCUAAAAUGGAAAGUGGAUUACGGAUUAAGAGGAAAAAAUAGAGCGGAUUGUCGGAUUAUCAAAACUUACCGGAUCACGGAUUCAUUGCCCUUGUGCAGAUCGGCGAAAUCGAUGACUCCUUUUGACCCUCUCCCCCUCAAAUUUAUUUUUUUUUUUUCUCCAGAGAUACACUCAUAGAUCAAGACUUCCUAUUCGAAAAUAAGAAUGAUAUUUUUAUCAAAUAUUUGCUUUAUACUACAUAAAUAUUUCUAAUAUUUGAUGAUGCAAUAAGGUCGUCAUUAUGUAAAAAGAUAUUUUUGUUGUUUUGUUUUAUACAAUAUAGUUUAAUAAAGAAUAAAGAUUUAGGAA